Messenger RNA from Paraglomus brasilianum, 1470 nucleotides. NCBI's taxonomy places the organism in Eukaryota, Fungi, Glomeromycota, Glomeromycetes, Paraglomerales, Paraglomeraceae. The record is from the annotation of a GenBank genome assembly.
AUGCCUCGCCCUAACACUCUCGCAAGUGACCUAAAGUUGGUUAUCAAUGACCCUCGAUACAGCGACAUAAAAAUAAAAUGCUCUGAUGGAGAACUCCACGCCAGCCGUAUCAUUCUAGCGGCUCGGUGUCGCUACUUUAAUCAAAUGAUAUAUGCACCGGAAGAUACCAACCAGAAUUCAGAAAUCAAUUCGUUCAUACGACGAUUCUCUGAAGGAAUCAAAGUCGACGAUUCCGAAAUCGUACUAGGAGAGCUAACAACAGCGGCCAUGAAAAUCGUGUUAGAAUUUAUAUACACCGAUUCGAUCGAAAAGGACUCUGUUACUGUCGACACUUUGGUUGAUAUAUUCUACGCUGCGUAUUAUGUUGGACUUGAUGAAUUACAAAAGACAAUUAUUUCGAUUGCCAAAAAACGGAUACGCAAUAAAAGCAUGAACGACUUGGCAUUGCUGCUAUCCAAGGCUGUAGCGACAUUGGGUAGUUCUCGAACCAAUAUGCUCUACGAUCUCUUGCUGGAGCAUCUCGGCAAGAAAUCUCUAGACCAAAUCACUUAUAGUAAUAUCACAGUAGAUGCUUUGUUGGUUUUGAUGAAGGUGACUGGAGGGAAUGCAAAGUUUACAUUCGUGACGUCGGAAUAUGCGCUGCUUCGAUACGUUAUAUUGCAUACGGCGGCUCGAACGUCCGACUCGAUAUUCGAAUUGUUGCGAUCUCGGUUACCUACGCAAGCAGCGUUGAAAAAGCUCGACGAUUCUGAAAAGCAACGGGUGGUUGAAGGUGUUUCGUUAGAAAUCCAAGACUUGCAAAAGGUUAAUGAUCAGAUACAGCAGUUUAUACCUUUGAUUGAUUUACGGAGAAUCGAAGUCAGCGUUGUUGCCAGUUACAUCGAACCUCUUGGUAUAAUAUCAGCAGACGUUAUCAAUCAGUUGUAUCGAUAUUAUGCACUAGGCAAUAUUCCAUUACCGCAGAUGCGUGAUGGGAUGAUUCUGCAGUGGGAUCCAAAGCAUUGUGGUGAUGGCCUUGAUAUUGCCGAAGACGGGUGCGUCGUAGUGACAGCCCCUAAUACAAAGACUAGACCUUCUAUUCGAGCCAACAAGUUGUUUUACGGAUCCGAGGUGUAUGAGUGGGACAUAAUUGUCGAACAGCCAUGUAACUACGUAUGGAUUGGCGUUGUUAGCGCUGAGUGUGUUGAUUUCAAUGGGUUCUUUGGUACAAGUGCCCAUGGGUGGGCCAUUGGAUCUAACGGAUACAAGUGUACGAACAAUGAAUACAAUAGAUAUGGGCAGCCUUUUGGAAAGGGAGCAAUCGUCACGGUACAUCUAGACCUGAACAACAAGAAAAUUUCAUUUACGAUCAAUGGAUACGAUUAUUCUGCUGCAUAUUAUACUCUUCCUGGCCGUCUUUAUCCUGCUGUUUCCAUAGAUCAUCCGGGUCAGUUGAGGAUUAGACCGCAUAAAAUUAAAAGUAAAAAGUGA